Nicrophorus vespilloides is the source of this 3394-nucleotide messenger RNA. RefSeq names its product testis-expressed sequence 2 protein. Gene Ontology annotation, molecular function: lipid binding. Bases 360 to 3143 code for a protein of 927 amino acids. The record is from RefSeq and is a predicted model, not a curated record. Gene Ontology annotation, cellular component: endoplasmic reticulum. The transcript is spliced from 11 exons. NCBI's taxonomy places the organism in Eukaryota, Metazoa, Arthropoda, Insecta, Coleoptera, Silphidae.
AGUGUUGUUUUCCUAUUUGACAGUCACGUUCUGUCACGGUGAGCUGUGCAAGUUUUUUCCGAUAUAUAUAAUUGAUCGAAUGCCAUUUGGAAAAUUGAAUGAGAGAGGAAUGCGUUUGUGGCUGUCUGCUCGACCGGUAAUGGAUGUGUGCAUCUCAGCAGGGCAAUCUCUAGUCUAGUCGUUAGAUCCUAACAUGGACAGCAGCAGGAAAGAUUGUUGUUUCAUACACUUUACCUUCCACCAAUCUAAAUAAUGCCAAUUGCAUUUAACCCCUACUAAUUAUAACGAACUUUAAACAAUAACCUACCGCACCCCCUCUUCUCUUCUUCGACGGUAGAGCAUAAAUUUUAUGCUUAGCGAUGGAGAAAAAGGCGAGCAAAAUAACGCUAGGCAUGCUGAAAGGGAAGCCCAUCAAUUCCUCGGUGCCAAGCAUAGUUAUCCGAUUCAAUGCGAACGCGGAGGAGAUCGAGGAGGUUGUGCUAAACGAGGAGGAGAAGGGGGACUCUGUGGCGGAUCUCAAUCAGACUAGUUCCAGCGAUGUGGAAAGCAGUCCUAUCAAACUAAAGCGCCGCUCGACGAGCGUGGACGUCUCCUCCGAUGCGUCUCCACCCACAGAUCCAUGGCGAUUCUUCACUGACAUCAAGGGCAAGAUCACGAAGAGCGUUGAGGGCAAGUUGACGGAGUACAAGACACGUGGGGGCGGCGAGGGCGCCGACGGAUCGUCCCCGAAGGCUGCCAAAGCCAAAGACCCUGGCGGACCAAAGGAUGGAGGAGGUGCCGGAUCCAGCCUCUCUGAUUCCGAGGACCUCAGUGAGAGUAGCAUUUCGAAAACUUGCGGCAUCAUUUCUACCACAGAAGGUGUCGAAAUGUCAAGCGAUGACGAAACACCAUCACUGUCCGACAAAGACGAAAGUAGUCCCGUCGAGUCCGCUGCUACAUCGGAGAAGAAAAAGAAAAUAAAAAUUGUUAAGGAUUUAACGGUGAGUUCAGAAGCAGUUGCCAGCGUAGGUUUCCUGCAGAAUUUACAGAACAUCAAUUUGGGUUAUGAGGAUGACACCAAAAGCGACAUCGAGAGCGGAGUGGAUGCUUUGUUACAAUUAGACAAUGUUGAAUUGGACGGAGAAGAAGUUUUAAUCAAGGAACAGACAGGAAUUGAAAUUCGCAACGAAUAUUUAGAAGAUAAAAGUUGGGGGAAAGAGUCCACAGUAUUUGCGCCGUCCGGUUUUGUUGAUUUGCGUCCACUGCCCGAGGAACCCACAUGGACAAAUUUCGUUCAAAAGUAUAAAGUUCAUUUGGCGGUUGGUAUAUUUUUGGGUUUAUAUUUGGGACUUCCAUUGGGUCCGUACAUUUGCGGCUUUAUUGCCGGUAUGUUCCUAGCCGCGUCAGCCGCGCUCAUUUAUAUUAACCUCUUCACCGAACCAAGUAUCAGUGUUGGUAAACGAACGCCAACCCCGCAGGCUAUUCUGCAGAUCCCGGCAGUGGAAGAACACCAACCACCAACUAAGUACGAAGGUUGGGUGAACGAAUACCCGGAGAAGUACAACGCACAAACCUAUCACAUCUCUCAGACGCAAUCGGUGUAUUUGCGACUGCAAGGUAACCUACUGAAGAUGAGCCACACGAAGCAGAAGAUCCCGAAGCGGGCAAUGUGGAACGAACCCGAAUACAAGCACAGUUUCAUGCGACAUCGCAUUUACAAUCUGUUAGGAGCGGAAGUGACGCUUCUACCAAAGGGUCUUACCAAGAUCCGUCACUGGAGCAAAAAGUAUCCAAUUUGCGUGACACUGGACAAGAAUCAGUGGAACUUUGAUUACGAGGAUAAACCGAAGAAAACCGCGGAAACUGCUGAAGAAUCUAAAAAGGUUAAAAGUCAGAGCCAACUAUUCAGCAAGUUGUGUGAUGCUGAUCUCAUUGGAUCCAAUGAUUUUGAAGAUUUUGCUAAUAUUGACAGUUCAUCGACAGCUCUUGUUGUUGAUAAUACUGAAACAUCCGAUGCAGAUUCAAUUGGAGAACAGAAUGAGGAUAUGAUGGAUUGCCUGACGGAAAAAGAAGGUGGAUCUUACUCGUCUAAUGAGUGUUUAAUACAGAAGAAUGAUGGCACCCAGACGUGCAUUUAUAUAUUUACUAGGACAUCACGAGAUAAAGAGCACUGGUAUAAGCGCUUGAAGGAAGCGACUGUGAAGAAAGAUGGCACUGAAGAAUGCGCGCACAAGAAAAGCGAACAGUUGAGAAAUGAGUAUUUGAAACUGAUUUCGAAAUUUACACAGUUAACUCCAAAUUUAGAGGUUUCAAAUGGUUCGGAGAGCGCCUGGUUGAAUGCGUUGAUUACAAGGGUAAUGUUCGAUUGCAUGCGAAAUGAAGAGCUGAUCGGUAAGAUCAAGGAACGUAUUCAACGCAAAUUAAGCUCAAUAAAGUUACCGUACUUCAUCGAAGAGCUGACGAUUACUGAAUUAUCUCUGGGACAAACGGCGCCGUCCAUCGUCAAAAUCGAAAAACCUACGACGAAUGAUUGGGGUCUGUGGGUUGACAUGGACAUUCAGUAUGAGGGUCAGAUCGUGGUGAUUCUGCAGACGAAGCUGAAUCUGAUGAGGUUGAAGGAACCGCCGCAGCCUUGCUCGGGCGAGAAGGGUUCCGAAAAGUCCCCAAUUUAUCACUCGGAUGUAGACGAUACGGCCGAGAGUAGCACCGACGAAGAUUCCUCGGUGCAGAUGGCUCCUAGUAAUGUGGAAGUUCCAGAGGGUAACGGCGGACCAAGCAACAAGAGCAAGCGAAUCAUGAAGAUGGUGGAUCGGAUUGCAGAGUCAAAGUUUUUCAAGGCUGCCAGCGAGAAUAAGUUUGUGAAAAAGGCCAUGGAGGGCGUGUCAAAAACUGACCUACGUUUGAAAGUGGAAUUGAAGUCUCUAAGUGGAUGUUUAGCAUUCAACAUUCCGACACCUCCUUCCGAUCGGCUGUGGUACGGCUUCCGGCCAUCGCCAAGCAUAAAUCUGUCUGCUCAUCCUAUCGUUGGUGAACGAAACAUAAAUUUCAAUCAAGUUACCAACUGGAUCGAGAAGAAGCUUUCCAAAGAAUUUCAGAAAGUCUUGGUAUUUCCAAAUAUGGAAGAUAUUUACAUACCUGUGAUGUUGCAAUGGUUAACUGAAUAAUUUAGUAUUUUCUCUCCAAUCUUCACAUACCCUUCUUAUUUAGUUAUACUCUUCCCGUCUUAUGUUUGGUGAUUUCGGAGCUUCUCUAGUCUUCUAAAAAGUAUAUUUUUUAUUAGUUUAUGUAUUUGGAAUCUUUACAUCCUUUCGUUCGAUUUUCUUUCAAGAACCAUAAAAGAAACUUGCGUGAUAUAUAAAUAUAUAAAUAUAAUCUAAUCUAUUUAUAAAGAAUACUAAUAAUAAAUGUUGUCCCU